AAAAUAUCCGGUUCAGUCCCGUGAUCUGAAGCGCAAGCGAGCGGAGGACGACAAUAGCGAUGUUGACGACGAGGCUGACGACGAGGCCGAAGAAGCUAGAAAGGCCGAAAAUGCUGUCAUAAGAGCGACCAGAAAGAAGCUGGAGCAAGUUGACUACCAGGGAACUACGGUUACGAAAUCAGACUAUAAAGAUCUGGCAAAGAAACUUUUAUCUUCCGAGUUUCCCAAAAGUCCCGAUACCAGCGAUCAAGAACUUAUUGCGCGCCAAUGGAGGAUCUAUCUUCGAGACGUAUACGAAGAUGGACGAUGCCAUCCGCAACUGGGAUAACGCGAGGCCUCCUUGGGCGGAAAAACGACGAGCGUCAAGAACAGUAGUAUCGUUCUUACCAGAUCGUAUUGAUAAUCUUGACAUGAGCGAAUACAACGAGGAGCAGAGAGCAGCAAUCGAAGAAUUACGUGCUGCCAGGGAUUUGAAAACCAUUAAGGACGCAGAAGUUGCUCGCAAGGCGGAAGAGGAGAAAAACUUUGCCCAUGCGAAGUCGAUCGGCGAGGUGGUUGAUUGCGGCUGUUGCUUUGACGAGUUUCCUCUCAACCGAAUGAUUCAUUGCGACGGCGAGAAUGUUCAUUGGUUUUGUCGGAAUUGCAUGAGAUCUCAGGUAGAGACAAAUAUUGGCCUGUCUAAAUACGAAAUAUCGUGCAUGUCUAUGGACGGAUGCGAGGCUGGUUUCUCCGCAGACCAGAAAAAGCUAUUUCUUAAGAAGAAGCUUCGUGUGGUCUUGGAGCGGCUUGAGCAGGAAGCCGUGUUGCGUAUGGCCGGCAUCGAGAAUCUCGAGACAUGCCCAUUUUGCCCAUAUGCAGCGGAAUACCCCCCUGUUGACGUUGACAAGGAGUUUACCUGUGUCAAUCCGGGUUGUGAAAAGAUCAGCUGUCGCCUUUGCCGUAAGGAAACACAUAUACCAAAGACUUGCGCCGAAGCCGCUGUUGAUCAUGGUCUUGACGCUCGACACGUUCUUGAGGAGGCGAUGAGCGCGGCAUUAAUCCGGCGUUGCAAUCAAUGUAAAAAUCCCUAUUUGAAGUUGAACGGCUGCAAUAAGAUUUGUUGUACCAAAUGUCGUACAUUGCAGUGUUAUGUUUGUCGCCAGACUAUUACCGACUAUAGACAUUUCGAUGAUUCUUCAAGGGGCGGAAAAGAAGGCCAGUGUCCGCUGUUCGAUAAGACCGAGGAGCGUCACCAACAAGAGGUACAGCAAGCGGAAGAGCAAGCUCGCCAGAAAAUGCUAGAAGAUAAUACUAAUAUCACAGAAGACGUGUUGAAAAUCAACAUCUCAGAACAAGUUUUGCAAGACGAUCAAAAACGUAGAAAGGGUAACUCGACACAGGGCGCUCCGGCCGUUCCCGCGAAUGUUAUUGAGAAUAUGAACAUUCGCAUCGAUCGCCUCAACCGUCUUGCGCGGCAGCGUCAUGCGGCUCUUCUCGCUGUGAACCCUGAGGCUCAACCCGUAGCUGCGGCUGGUGGUCCCCAGUUUGUUCGUCAAGGUCCACCAGGCAUCGCGGCACAGCACGGGGACAUAAAUGGUAGAAACCCACCCCCGAUCCCGAUCCCGAUGCCCCCGGUACCCCCGGGACACCUACCAGAGCAAUUUCGAGAGCAAUUUCGAGAACUGAACCGGGCAGAGUUUGAACGGCGGCUUGCGGCGAUUAGAGCCGGACAUCCACCUCCAAUGCAACCUCUACAAGGCAUACCAGCCAGACACGCCCCUCGGGUCGUUCCUCCGAUUCCCCAGCCGGGUGCCCCGCAGCGCCCCGUGGACCAGUUAGCUCCUGGACGUCAGCCAGCACCUCAAGUAGUGCAUCGACGUAUGGUCAACGGGCGGCCCCAAGAUAUCCCUGUAGAUCAUCUCGUUCCGGUCUACAGACCACCAAUGAAUGGUUUUCUAAACGCACGGGAUCCAAACGCUUACAACUUUCGUUUUUUCGGAUAGCUACCUAGCUACAAUUGCCGUCUCCCCACCACCCCUUAUACUCUAACGCGUCUUGCCCUUUACAAGCCUCGUUCACAGAAGGACCUAUCAAGUACCUAGCUAUCAAGUUCGCAUUUUCCGAGUUUUUUUUUCUCGGAGUUGGUAAAUGCCGCCUGUUAUCUGGUUGCUUUGGCUUUUGCCCUUCGUCGAAGGUGCCCAUUCGAUAGAUACAUCAUUCAAGGGGAAGCCACGGAACG
Daldinia vernicosa is the source of this 2218-nucleotide messenger RNA. RefSeq lists its product as uncharacterized. Lineage: Eukaryota; Fungi; Ascomycota; Sordariomycetes; Xylariales; Hypoxylaceae. The record is from RefSeq and is a predicted model, not a curated record. The coding region runs from base 300 to 1982 and encodes 560 amino acids. The transcript is spliced from 4 exons.